AUGGACGCCGAGUCCACACGCAGCAAGUCCUGCUCAGAUAAGCUUGCGCUACGGCAAGUCUCCUCCUUGCUCUCCUGUGAGACCAGUCGCCUCAUUGCUCCCACCGAAAACGCCUAUCUGGCAGGUCUGAUUCUCCCCGAGGACGAAAUCAGUCACGUUGGCUGUAACCGCUCUUUUGGGGUGAAUGGCCGAAUGCGAGCUUUGGUUGGGCGAUAUUGGCCUAGAGAGACAAAAUUGAAAGAAAACACACCAGGGUAUCAAUUCCGGCCGUUCCAAGUUCUUUCGGUGCCGAAAGAAGAGAUAGCAGCGCUUUGGCCUUUUGCGAAGCCGAAAUUUGAGCCUUGUCCUGCAAUUACUUUGGGGCAGGAAGGAGACCCUUCGACGUCUGGUGCAAAACACAAGAAGGUUAGGCCAGGGAAUGUGAGCGCUGUUUGGAUAUUGGCUCCCUCAUAUAAUUAUCCAUCAGCAAUGGCCAUGGACACCGGUAGCAAGUCAGUGCCAACUCUUUGCCGUUCCAAAACCGGCUUGUGUGAGACCAUCAUCAACGGAGUAAAGCAAGGAAACCGGGCAUCCUCACCCGGUGCCCGUGGGGCUUCGUCUUUAUCCCGAGCUAAGCUUUGGGCUCUUUUUCGCGAAAUUGCGCCUGUCUCAGUUCCACGCAACUAUCAAAACGAUGUUCUCUCAUCCGGACCGCUGUCGGGUGCUUCAGAGACUGAAGUUCCGCAUGUCGACACAGUUCAGCCCCAGAGACCAGAUAUAACCACCUACCAAGAUUUCAAAAAUCCUACUUGCUUGAAGGACCCGUUGCAAAUCCGUAUGCAGGCCAUCGGCGAUGCAAAAAUGGUUCUCAAGGGAUGGAUAGCCAAUGCAGGAGAUGAAUCGUGGGGCUUAAAUGUUUUAGUUGACCCCAAAAAGCGAAAGCGUUGA
Penicillium digitatum Pd1 is the source of this 927-nucleotide messenger RNA. RefSeq names its product tRNA-specific adenosine deaminase. The record is from RefSeq and is a predicted model, not a curated record. Gene Ontology annotation, biological process: tRNA wobble adenosine to inosine editing. NCBI's taxonomy places the organism in Eukaryota, Fungi, Ascomycota, Eurotiomycetes, Eurotiales, Aspergillaceae. Gene Ontology annotation, molecular function: tRNA-specific adenosine-37 deaminase activity.